CUCAAAUCAGGCAAGGCCCGUUAAGCUUUGUGCUUACCCCCGGGAUACAGCAGCAUGGAAAUAGACUACCGAGACAUGCCAUUUGAGUAUAUAUAGUGUGGAGUAGAAUCAAAUUAAAUUAAAUUAUUGAAUUAUUGGAUUAUUGCAUAAUUGCAUAAUUGAAGGGGGUAUGAGAGGAUCCCUAUUACUAAGGAUACCGGUGAAUCAUAAACUAAAGCCUAGUAAUUUUUUCACCGAUCCUCCAUUAAACUAUGAAAUAUAUUUAAAGCGAGUUCGUACAUUCCCAAAAGUUUUCAAGCCAAUUGAUAAUGCGAAGACUGAUCCAGAACGACAUAAUAUAGAUCUAGCUUUACGUAAUGCCAUUAAGGCAAAUCGAACUUUACAGCGAAACAAUAUUUCAUUACCCCAUAAAUAUAGACAUAGUCAUGAUUAUUAUAUUAAUGAUGAAGUUCUUAAUUUAAAAUUAAUGCCUUCCAAUAAUAAAUUGGAACAAAUGUUGUGGAACUUUUUAUAUAAUAAUGACCAAAAUAAAUCAUAUUUUACAACUAAUUCAAAUACCCUAAAAGCAUAUUUAACUACUCCUCCUGUUCCUCAUAAUCCAAAGAGACUAUUUGAUAUAGCCUUGACUAAUUUUAAUCAAAUACUUCCUAAGAGAUUUUCAUUAUUUAAGAAAAUCGAUCACAUUGAUACAUCAGUUACUUAUACAGUAUUACAACUAUUAUUAGAAAAGAAGGAUUACUAUAGUGCAUUCAAGUUAAUUGAUCUUACGAUUAAUUCACCAGAUUAUCUCAAUGUACUUCAAAAAAGAUUUAAACAUUCAUUGAUAUAUUCUUCCCUGGCAAUAACGACUAUUACUUUAGCUGAAAUAUUCAUGCUCCCACUCAUAUCACCUUUUGCUUGGAUGGGUAUUAAUUUGUUAGCAUUUGCCGGAUUAUUCUAUGGACUAUUUAGACUUCGAGUAGUUCAGAAUGCUGGAAGAUUAAGUUGGCGUCCAUAUAACUCCAUUUAUUAUAAUUAUUUGCAUAGUGAAGAAAUCAUUGCCAUUAACAAAGUCAUAACCCAUUUGGAAGAACAUAAUGAGGUUAACAUUAAAAAUUUCCAUCAUAGUAAAGUUAGAAAAUCCACCAAUCUCAGUUUAUUUGAACUGAAUGAUUUCUUAUUAGAAGCACCUAACGGUAAAAUUGAAUUAGUAAAUUCCUUACACCCUCAUGAAGAUGCUGAGAUGGCUAACCUUCAACAGUUUUUACGACAAGAAUUGAAUAAACGGAAGAUGGUGUUGAAUGAUUCACCCGAAGAGUUGGACUUUUUGAACUUUUGGCUUACCCACGGAGAGAAUUAUGAAUGGAUUGAGCCAGAUCAAGAUCCGGCCGAGAUAGUCAAGUUGGAUAUUAAAAAUAAAUUGGCGUAAUGUACAGUUACUAUUAUGCAAUGCUUUAUAUAUUAUUUAUUAUGUUUAUUACUAUACGGUGAGUAAAUUUUCAGUGUAUAUAUCG
Molecule: messenger RNA, 1493 nt
Organism: Scheffersomyces amazonensis
Lineage: Eukaryota; Fungi; Ascomycota; Pichiomycetes; Serinales; Debaryomycetaceae
Exons: 1
Coding region: 170-1408 (412 amino acids)
Source: RefSeq, a predicted model, not a curated record